This is a messenger RNA of Trichoderma asperellum CBS 433.97, 261 nucleotides long. Lineage: Eukaryota; Fungi; Ascomycota; Sordariomycetes; Hypocreales; Hypocreaceae. The record is from RefSeq and is a predicted model, not a curated record.
AUGCAGGUCCAAGAUCUAUUUGAACUAUUUAAUGACUAUAAUCCGACUGCCGUGGGGGUUAACAGCGUGAUGACAUACGGAUGGGUAUGUCUCCCGAGUCUAGAGGCCUUACAGACUUUCGUCGAGUCUGUAAAUAGAAAGGAAGAUAAAGAUGGGGAUAUAUGGACGGUUGUUACAGAUUAUGAUCUAACUGUAGUACCUGUGCGGGACUGGAGCGAGCUGAGAUCAAACCAAAAGGCUAGAGUAUCAGACGCAAGCUGA